AUAAAAACUGAGAAAAUAAACCGACUAUGGAAAAGCGAUUUGCAAAAUUCCCUGUGAGAACUAUUUAAAGAGUGUCCCCUCGUGGGCCCCACUUUCCCCAAAACGUAAACAAAGAGCCGGUGACCAAGUCAGUGUAAAGUAGAACAGGGCCCAAAGGUACAAUUCGCCAUUAUGGGCGACGUGGAAGCGUACGAGUUCUCGGUGGAUUUCCAGACAGCGGCCAAUAGGGAGCUGUCCUUUCUCCAGGAGGUUGACCAAUACCCGCCUCUCUAUGAGGGUCCGAUUCUCAAAUACGCUAUCUUCAGAUACGAGACUCUGUGGCUACCACUCGCCGCCGAACACCGGGGCUUGACCCUCACAGCUCCUCUGGACAUCGCGUGGGUGUGGCACUGCCACCUGCUAUCCCCCGUGUGUUACGUCAGGGACUGUGUGGGGGUCUGUAACUCAGAAAUAGACCACAGUCUCACGCCCAACCUCAACCGCACUGACACGGAGAAACUGUGGAAACGGAGGUACCCGGAUGUUGACUUCGCUAUCAACCUCAUGGAGAGCAGCAUUAAGCCGCCAUCGUAUGAUUCUCGUUUUGAAUACGAUUUGGAGGCGGCAGCAGGAAGGCAGAGACUUUUCUAUUACCAAGUUUCCUUGCCUCAUUAUAACGACGAAAAGUUUAUAGAAAACGCCAUUAAGCGAUACAAACAGUUUCUAACUGUGAAGCGACUUAAUCCCGACUCUUUUGUAGUUCCCUGUUAUGACGUCGACCUAAUCUGGCAUUCGCAUCAAGUCCACCCGGCAGCUUACAAGAAAGACACAGAAUCACUCCUCGGAAAACUCUUCAAUCACGACGAUUCGGUAAACGACAGGACCGAGGGCUCCAAGCUGGUGGAGUCCGACAAGGAGACAAGGAUGUUAUGGCGGGAAACAUUUGGAACAAACUUCUCAGAAUUUGGCGCCAUGUACAGAGGGAAGCCGGCCAAUGGUCGUCUGUUUCCCGUUUCCAGUGACGUGAUUGACAAACACAGUGCAAAAAUUGUACAGCUACAACUGGAAAAAGCAGAAAUCCUGGAUUACACCUCAGCGCUGAAAGUUCACCAACUCAAAAUCAAUGCAGUGUUCAGAAAUGGGAUGGACAUAGAGCUCCUUAAGCUGAAAAAGCCGGUAGGGGGCGCCUGGGGGACACAGUCUCAUCACAUCCCCAUGUACGACAUCGACACGGAGAUGAUUGAAUUCAUCAGUGUAGAACUCUUCAAAUACGGAAAACUUGGUAAGCUGGGGGGUAAAACUUUACUGGGAGCGGGAAGGAUAUCGUGCCGAGAUCUGUUGGAGGGUAGUACAGGUGGUAAAGGUAGUUCCUUCACGGUCACCUCUACCGUGCAUUUAUCCAAUGGCGAGUCCAUGGCGCUACAACACGCGAUCACCGUCUCUGAUACCAAAGGCUGCAACUUAAAGCUGGAACCCGGCCACUUUGAGUUGGCGGUCAUUCCCGAGGACAACGAGGCCUUGUGGGGACCCGUCCCCCUACCACGUCUUCCAGAGGGAGUGGAGCACAGUUGUUCAGUGGCCACCCACAGAAUUAGGAAUGCGGUUGGUGAAGUGAUGUUUACUGCCCGCGUGAUACACAGCUUGCCGCUGAUGACGUCAGUCGUUCACGUGUUUUAUCACGAUUUGUUGAGUGUCGUCUGCCACCUGUUAGGUCCGGAUACCCUGCCUACACCGGCACAGGUCAAUUCUUCCGUCGAAAAUCCUCCAAUUACCCUGUCCCAGCAAGAUGGUGAGCGGGCGAUGAUCAUCAAGAACAACGAUGGUGACUGGGCCGUGUUGAUAGGGCGCUGGACCGGCGUCAGAAAGGGCAAACCCGGGGUCAGAGCAACAAAACACACUGCUGGACGUGCCCCUAUUCGUGGAAGCCCCGGUCAUUUGGAGGUGACGAUGUACAGAUUACCGACCGGUGAGCGGUCAACUCUUCGCCUGGACAGCGAGCCGUUCCGUUACUAUGAUUUUACCGUCAAGUUCCACGGAUUUGUCGCCGACUUUUCCAAAUGCACGAUCAACAUCUCCCCGAAUGAAGGCGCAGAAAAUCUGGCCCUGGCGUUCUGUGUUAGCGUGUUACAAGUACUCUGUCAACCAAGACCACCCAACUUUGAACCACUCAAGGAAACCACCUCAGACACGCCCUCUUACGUCAGCCAAAGGAAGGAAUUCCCCACGGACAAGCUUGCCAUGGUGAUGGCGUUUGGAUUCAUGGUAUCCACUCCUGCCAAUUAUAUGUUACGAAAACAAUUCAAGAAGAAGAAAGAAGAGAAGGAAAGGUUCUCUCAUAUUGCUCCCGCCUGCGGGGGCGGGUUGGACAGUGAACCCAUGCAUCUGCACCCCAUUGACGAAGCUCACGUGUACGACGAUGACGACGACAACGACGACUAUGAGAUGGAAGGCUGGGAGGCGGCCUUCUUCUGUGUCAAAGACGAGGAUCUAGAGGACCUACACAAUGAGGAGGGCGACGAAAACACCGACGGCGGGGACGGAGAUCAAGAUGGCUGUGGGGGGUGCGGCGGAUGCGGAGGGGGUGAGGGUGCAUGGGAUGGGGGAGGAGGAGGGUGGGAGGGGGACACAGGGGGAAAUGGAGGGGACGGUGGGGGUUAUUCUGGAGGGGAUACCGGGGGAGGGGAUGAUGGGGGUGGGGGAUGGGGAGGGGAUAGCGGGGGUGGGGAUGGUGGGGGAUUUGGAGGUGACAGCGGGGGCGGCGAUGGAGGGGGUGACGGUGGGGGUUGUGGGGGAGGAUGCGGUGGUUGUGGGGGGUGA
Magallana angulata is the source of this 2796-nucleotide messenger RNA. RefSeq lists its product as uncharacterized. The transcript is spliced from 6 exons. Bases 172 to 2796 code for a protein of 874 amino acids. NCBI's taxonomy places the organism in Eukaryota, Metazoa, Mollusca, Bivalvia, Ostreida, Ostreidae. The record is from RefSeq and is a predicted model, not a curated record.